Molecule: messenger RNA, 991 nt
Organism: Tarenaya hassleriana
Lineage: Eukaryota; Viridiplantae; Streptophyta; Magnoliopsida; Brassicales; Cleomaceae
Product: nuclear transcription factor Y subunit B-8-like
Exons: 8
Coding region: 158-691 (177 amino acids)
Biological process (GO): regulation of transcription by RNA polymerase II
Cellular component (GO): nucleus; CCAAT-binding factor complex
Molecular function (GO): DNA-binding transcription activator activity, RNA polymerase II-specific; protein heterodimerization activity; RNA polymerase II cis-regulatory region sequence-specific DNA binding
Source: RefSeq, a predicted model, not a curated record
AAAAAAAAACAAAAACCAACGGUGUUGAUAAAACCUAAUCUCUUCAUCGCAGUCGUUCUCCUCUUUCCUCUCUUUGUCCAGCGUCCGAUCAAAACUCUCUUCUCCUCCAAUCAAUCAUCCUCUCUCCCGCCCUUUUUCGAAUUCGUCAGGGUUUCUGAUGGCGGAGACGCAGGGCAAGGGCGCGAGUCCGGGCGGCGGCGGUAGCCACGAGAGCGGCGGGGGCCAGAGCCCGAGGUCGGCCAACGUUCGCGAGCAGGACAGGUUCCUUCCCAUCGCUAACAUCAGCCGUAUCAUGAAGAGGGCUCUUCCUCCCAAUGGCAAGAUCGCUAAGGACGCCAAGGAGACUCUUCAGGAAUGCGUCUCCGAGUUCAUCAGCUUCAUCACCAGCGAAGCCAGUGAUAAGUGCCAACGAGAGAAAAGGAAGACCAUUAACGGAGAUGAUUUGCUUUGGGCAAUGGCUACUUUAGGAUUUGAAGAUUACAUUGAACCCCUGAAGAUUUAUCUGAUGAGAUAUAGGGAGAUGGAGGGUGACACAAAGGGUUCAGCAAAGGGUGGCGACGCAAAUGGAAAGAAAGAUGCCCAACAAACACAAAGCGCUCAGCUUGCUCACCAAGGCUCCUUCUCACAAGGUCUUGCUUAUGGAAACUCUCAAGGUCAGCAUAUGAUGGUUCCAAUGCCGGGCACAGAAUAAUCCAUAACAGUUGUACCGCUCACUCCCCAUGCAAGAGAGAGAGGAUUUCAAAAAGUCUUCAAUCUGUAGGGUUUCUUUCAUGGCGGGCGUGAGUGAGAGAGGUGGUUGGAUGGAUCAUGCUUUAGAGUGAGGGGUUGUGCAAUUUAUGUAUACAUACUCUUAGGAAAGAGCGUGUUUUUCUUUUUAUAUAUCUUCAUUUUGAUUGGUCUUCUUUGGUUUCUGUAAUGUAUAUUUUAGGACAUGCGGUGACAUUAGUUACAAAAAACCUGUCUGAAAACGAGUCUAUACCUUCGCGCUCUU